Molecule: messenger RNA, 1170 nt
Organism: Actinia tenebrosa (Australian red waratah sea anemone)
Lineage: Eukaryota; Metazoa; Cnidaria; Anthozoa; Actiniaria; Actiniidae
Product: scavenger receptor cysteine-rich type 1 protein M160-like
Source: RefSeq, a predicted model, not a curated record
AUGACAUCUUUCAUGGUGUUUUUACUAGUGAAGCUUCUUCUCCUUUGUGAGUUGCAUCGAGUUAGUGGUCAGAAUUCUACUGUCAUACUGUCAUUUAGAAUUAGAAGAUUCUCGGAGAAAGCAUCAUCAGGUCGUGUUGAAGUUUAUAUUAACGGAUUGUGGAGUGCAGUAUCAUACAAAGGCUGGACCAUUGAAGCAGGGAAUGUAGUCUGCAGAAUGUUGGGGUUUCCUAACGCAACGUCUAUAUUUGAGUCUUCCAUCAUGGGUCGCCUGGGACUAGAAUGGGUGCAGGUGAAACACUGCUUUGGUAACGAGUCUUCAUUGUACGAUUGCAGUCUAAAUAUUCUGGAAUACCCCGUAUUGACUCAAUACAAUGGCGAAGCGGGGGUCAUAUGUGGUCAGCCAAAUGGAAUAGCAAUGAUAGGUGAGGUGGUGCUGGGAAUCGAAGGCAUUCCAGCAGGAAUUGGUUCAACAUUCUGGAAUGACAGUGCCGCUAAGGUGGUGUGUCGUAUGUUAAAUAUGGCUGGACCCUAUGUAGCGCCAAGAAUCGACAGCUCAUCACAUGUAUCCACACCGAUUUGGAUGGACAAAGUUAAAUGUUCUGGAAAUGAAAGAACUCUAUUGGACUGUAAUCACCCGGGAUUAACAAAUAAACGUCUGACGGUGUCAGCAUCGUCGAAAAGGGCAGUAGUUGGCUGUGGAAAACAAGAAAUUUCUCUAAAGAUAACAGGAGGGCGUAAUGAACAAGAAGGAAAUGUAGAGGCUUAUAUGAAUGGGGUGAUGGUAUUCCUGGUCCUAAACAACGACAAUGAACAGAACGUUGCCAAGGUGAUCUGCCGUACUCUUGGACUCCCUCCACCAAUCAUGAUCGUUCGAAAUACCAAGACGUUAUACCUCCAAAGCUAUGGUGGCUUAAAAGGCUUUAUUGCAGUCUUUUUGCUUUGCACCGGAAAUGAGCGCCAUAUUUCAGAAUGCAAUACUAGUAUUACUGCCGUAUUUCCAAGUGUUACAGAUCUUCAUGGCGUUUCGUGUAGAAAAGAUUAUCAGUGCCCAACAGGAUGCAGAUGCGAUUUGGUCUACCUUUACGGGAUGGAGUAUAAAGUUUGGUGCGUCAACUCAAACCUCACAGAGACAAUACACCCUCUUCCUGGACUAACAAGAGUUUUGUGA